Molecule: messenger RNA, 3559 nt
Organism: Cladocopium goreaui
Lineage: Eukaryota; Dinophyceae; Suessiales; Symbiodiniaceae
Source: the annotation of a GenBank genome assembly
GACUUGAGGGCUGAAACCGCCAACCGAUUGGAACCCAGAAAACAAAGUCUGAAAGCCUUCCUGCCCGUGACUUUCUUUCCCAUUCAGGCAGGGCCCGCAAUGGCAGAGCAGCAGUUAGAUCUCAACGCUGCUGCAGAAGCUUUGGCCGAAGCUGUGGCGGGCGCUGUUGCGGCAGUUGAUGCCCAGGCGCCUGCGGAGCCACCUGCUCAGCCUGCCCCAGAAGUUCAAGAAGUUGUUCCACAAGGCAGCGCCGAGAUUGCCAAUCAAGUGCUCCGACAUGGCAUCCAAAUCUCGCCUGCUGUCAUUGGCUUGACUUCUGACAGGAUUGUGGAGCACUAUGGGGCAUCAUUCUUCCCCGAGGGGCGGCGUACGCCAGAAGCAGACAGAGAUUCACAGUGGAGAGGAUGGCCACUUCCUUGGUGCCGUGAUGUCGACAACAUGCCAGACGUCAACGCCUAUGGGCGAGACUGCAUCGCCUACGUGAAGCUGCUGAUGAAAGUGAGUGGGAUGUUGAGGGCUGAACCAAGGAUGUUGCCCAGCAUGGCCCAAGCAUCCCGGCUCCGCUCCAGGGAAGACAGGAACCUCUCCUUGCUUGAGAAGUCUUUUUUCACGGAGCGGUUCACGCUUGAGUUUAUACGCCAGAUGGAAAAGUGUGGUGUGAGGCGCGCGGAGGAGUUCCAAUCCACGCGAUCUCUCGAGCAAGGCUCCCAGCAGUUUUUUGCCCCACUUCCUGGAGAGCAACCUCCUUGGACUCGCUCACUGUGGUGCACAAGCGACGGCUACUUCUACGCAUUCCGCCACGUCGCUGCAGAUGUGAGCCACAAGCAUUUUUUACAAGUGGGGACCUGGCUUGCAGAUGGCGUUGGGCGGACGAUGGUCCCUCCUGACCUCGAGGAGGAGCGCGGUCGUCGUGGCAGGGGGGAGUAUCGCGGAGGUGGAGAGCAGUAUCCUGCCGGACAGCCACCGCAAGCUGCUGCUCCUGACCCUGACCAAGACCCUCUUGGCAUGGACGACUUCUGGGGCAUGAUGAAUUGCGUGGCCAUCCCAUUGCUCCUGCGCGGAGGAGGUUUGCGCGGGCUGGUCUACAUUUACCUGCACUUGCCAAGGCUUGAAGAAGAGAGUGAUGGCAGCACUCCCGCAGCAUGGCCUUUCUGGGGCUUUGGCACCGAACUUGCUGUGCAAUCACUGAGCUUUGCUCCUCAUCGCUUCGAUUCGGCAGCAAGUCCACUGUUCAAAUUCUGCAGCCUCAUUGGGGCCAUUGCUCUGCUGUGCGGAAUGCAGGCAGCUGUGUGGAGAAUGGCAGGCUUUUGGCAGGUCACAGGAGUGAUUCUCCAGGUAUUCGAAUAUUCCGAGAAGUUGAUUGCAAAGCCCCCCGAGAAGUUCCUUCGUGGAGAUGAAAAAGCAGGUUGCGAAGUUGGGUUUUUGCACGAGGAUGAUUUAGAGGAAGAGUGGGUAGUAUCGGUGCCAACAGGCCCCAUGGCUUUGGUCAAGGAGAGCUUCGACAAAGCAACCGGUGUGCUGCUUGAUAUCCUGUUGGACCUCGUCUCUGGAAAGCAUUUUCCCGAUUGUCAGGAGCUUGCUUCCCAAGCUGGUGGAAUGAUCAAAGCCUUGCAGAACAUGGGUGGCCAAGAAGACCUCCAGCUCCUCAAGGAAUUGAAGAUUGUGACAGACAUGUUUGAUGGCCAUUCCAAAUCCAUUACUCCAAGCAAUGCUGCACGUGCCCCAAGCCUGCUGACCCCGUUGACUGCCGAAGGGAAGCUUGAUCAUGAGGGCGAUGAGCCUUGGGCUACCCCUUCUGUUCCUCCACCGAACCUUUGGAAAGAGAUUCUGGCUUUCAUGGGCUCCAGCGCCACCGAGCCAGCAGACUUUGUGAUGGCAUUUGAUGGGAGAUCCUGCAAGGAAGAUGAUCUGCUCAGCCAAGCCCAUGCCUGUGAAGGUGCAAAUGUUUACACUGGUGGCUGCCCCCCACGGGCCGGGAGAUCCCGUAAAGUUCCCUUGUCUGGCAGAAAGUUGGAGACCAUGGCCAUCAGAUGCCCCGUGCAGCGGUCCCGCAUCAAGGUAUCGAAAAAGGAGACCUUCACCGCGUGCGGUGAAGAAAGCACAUACGAGGGCACCUACACAGGUCUGAACAAAGAGCACCUGCAGUGGCUCCAGGCUAUCGCUGACAGAGCAGCGUGCGGACUCAUUGCUGCGGAGGGGAGCUCCUUAUUUUCCGAGGAGAAUGCCACUGCAGUGAAGAAAUCAUUUCCAGACGUCAUUGCUUGUUUGGCAAAGGCCCAGGAAGAAGACGUCUCAAAUCCACGAAAUGCAGCAGUGAAAGGUGAUUUGCUUACUUUGAAGGGUGUGAGAUGCAGGGGCGUGGCCAGCAAGUUGCUCCUCAUGAUUCUGCGUGCUGCCUUCUGUCCAAAAAUCAGACUGCGAUGCAAGACUGCCAUUGAAGCAAGUGCGAAGACCAAGGGCAAAACAGCCCAGCCUUCCCAGUGCAGCAACCAUGUGAAAAAAGGCAGAGCAGCCAAGCCGCAACAAAGUGGCCGCAAGUCCCUUGUGAAGACCAAAGGCAAAACAGCCAAGCCUAGGCAGAGUGCCAGGCGCAUGGCAGUGAAGCAAAGUUUGGUUCCCAAAGCAAGGAGGGCAUUCGCCCUAUUUUUGGGUGAGAACACCAAAGUCAAGAAAGGAGCUUCAAAGUCUGAGUAUCAAGCAGAGAUGCGAAGAGUUGCGGCGCUUUGGAAACAGUUGGAUGACAAGCAAAAGGAUCGUGGUGAAUCCGAGCUAGCCCCCCGGAAUGCUUUGCCCCAUGCCCGGCGCAAGUUCCGCAUUGGCAAUUACACCGUCGUAGAGGAUCAGCUGGGUAGUGGCUCUUAUGGAAAGGUAUUUUCUUCCUGCUGCCCAAAUGGCCGGUCUUGUGCCAUCAAAGUCUACCGCAGCCGGCAAGCACAUCAUGAGGCAGCGUUCGAGCUUGCUACUUACGAGAAGCUCGGGAAGCUGGCAAUGCCGCAUUGCCAAUGGUUUCCUAUGGUCCUCGACUUUGCCAAACUCUUGCACUUGGACAUCAAGCCGGCUAACAUUCUGUGGUGCGGUGAGCUGCGAGAGCUGCGGCUGUGCGACUUCGGCAUGUCAGGAGAACGGGCAACAGUUGCAGGCCCAAUACCCACAACCGAGCCACGCUUCACAGAAUAUGUGACGCCCUUUUACCGACCACCCGAGCUGUGGAAUUUGGUGUCUGGACCAGUGGCUUUGCAGGCAGCAUUGACCAGGGCAGUGGAUUUGUGGAGUUUUGGCUGCGUGGUCUUUGAAGUUGUUGCUGGCAAGCCACUCAUGAAGCCUCUGGACCGACGGCAGCCGACUUCCAAACAGUGCGUUGCUGAAUGGUGCAAAGAUUGGCCAGAGCUGAUUGCUUCCUCCGCCUGCGUUGCCGGUACUCGGGGAUCUUGGAGCUGCUGGCGUGUUCGUAUGUGGUCUUGUGGCAUGUGGAGCUCUGUGGUGCUGAACGCUUGCUGCCCUGAGCCAAAGUCCAGGAAGUGGAUGAAAGAUGGUGCUGCCCACAUCAACCGCGCUGACU